Paramecium octaurelia is the source of this 384-nucleotide messenger RNA. The record is from the annotation of a GenBank genome assembly. Lineage: Eukaryota; Ciliophora; Oligohymenophorea; Peniculida; Parameciidae.
AUGUUGAGUGAUGUUCAAUUAGAUAUCGAUAAGCUACCGAAGACCCACAUUGAAAAAUUGUCAAGACAACAUAACCAGUGGGUUGAAUUUGAUUUGAAUUCACUAUUAAUCCAUCUUGAUUCACUAUUACUUCAAGCAGAACACACUUAAAUCAGCAUCCUGGAUAGUCUUCAGAGUUUGAAGGAGAAACAACUAAGAGGGAUUGAAGAUAUAAGAGACUUACUAAUUUUAGACCAAAGAGAUCAAAAGUGGAUUGAAGAUGACUUAGCGACAUGCAACUAUGAUUAAGAAUAGGGAAUCAAAAAGGAAAGGGAUAUUGAUGACUUUGGUUUGCAUAUCAACAAUUGGAAUAUAGUUAUUAUAUACUAUAAAUUUGUUCAUUGA